Penaeus chinensis is the source of this 720-nucleotide messenger RNA. Its product is annotated as WW domain-containing protein C660.06-like. NCBI's taxonomy places the organism in Eukaryota, Metazoa, Arthropoda, Malacostraca, Decapoda, Penaeidae. The transcript is spliced from 3 exons. Bases 1 to 720 code for a protein of 239 amino acids. The record is from RefSeq and is a predicted model, not a curated record.
AUGCAAAGUUCCAGCUGGUCGUCCUCCUCGCCGCCGUCGCCGUGGCCGCCGCCAUGCCAGGCUUCCUCGGAGGCGCUGGAUACGGAGGAAGUGGAUACGGAGGUGGAUUGGGUGGAUACGGAGGAAGUGGACACGGAGGUGGAUUGGGUGGAUACGGAGGAAGUGGAUACGGAGGUGGAUUGGGUGGAUACGGAGGAAGUGGAUACGGAGGGGGAAGCUUCGGUGGAUUCAGCGGUGGAUACGGAGGCGGAUUCGGUGGACACGGGGCAGGUUUCGGUGGAUUCAGCGGUGGAUUCGGGGGACACAGGGGAGAAUAUGAGCGACGUUGAAAACACUAAAAAACAUAAGAAAUCGUUCCAGCUGGUCGUCCUCCUCGCCGCCGUCGCCGUGGCCGCCGCCAUGCCAGGCUUCCUCGGAGGCGCUGGAUACGGAGGAAGUGGAUACGGAGGUGGAUUGGGUGGAUACGGAGGAAGUGGACACGGAGGUGGAUUGGGUGGAUACGGAGGUGGAUUUGGUGGAUACGGAGGAAGUGGAUACGGAGGGGGAAGCUUCGGAGGAUUCAGCGGUGGAUUAGGUGGAUAUGGGGGAGGUUUCGGUGGAUUCAACGGUGGAUUCGGGGGACACCGCGGAGGUUAUAUUACAUUUACUGUCCUCAGGUUACGGGCGCUGAAGACUUCAUCAGAUUUAAAUACUGAGAAGUACCGGAAUAUAUGCUCAUAA